UAACUUUAUAUUUAAAUGAUUAUGAGUUUUUAGGUUUCUUUGUCAAUAUUUUAUGUUGAUAUUUAUUGCAUGCACAACAAUUUUUUACACACGUUACACAUACGUGUAGCCAUAAAUGAUUCGACUUUGAACUCUCCUCUUUCUAGUGUUGAUAUGUCUCGUGUAUAUACUUGAACUUUACUGCGUAACGCACAUCUAUAGAAAACUCUAUUGUCAUUCAUCAGAGUCGAUGUAGGUAAUACUGGCUCUACCUGUCGGAAUAUGUCUACAUGUAUAGUGUGUUAUGGAGGAGAAUUUCACUACGUGCAGUAAUCUGUACGUGACCUCCCUUGUCCUCUCCGGGUUUGUUGAAGUCGCAGGGCCUGCUGGGAAAGAGUACCUUUUUAUCGUCGAUGUCACGUGGUCCGAUAAUCGAUCUUUAACUGUGAAAAGGACUUAUAAAGAUUUUAUAAACUUCCGGACGAAAUUGGUGAAUGCAGCCAAGCGUGAGAAAUGUAAUGUCAACAUACCGAUACUUCAAGGCUACAGAAUUUUUCGCCGUUACGACCGGAAAUUAGCCGAGGAACGGGAGGAGGAACUACAGAAGUUUGUUUCUGUAAUAUUAAGCGGAGACCCAAAGCUGAGGAAGCUCCCAACCGUUGUAGACUUUUUUGAGCCACAGCCGUCAGAUCCGGUCCCUUACAGAUCGCCGCCAGAUGGCGCUUGUAACGAUUCAGAUACAGACGACCCGUUCGCCGAGAAAAUCUUCGACCGGAAAUGGAUGAAAAGCAAAUGAAUCAUAAAGACGCAGGGGUUCUUUUCACCUAAUAAAAAUAUAGAUUGUUUGGAGGCAAAUAUACCGGUUGCAUAUUGAUAAAAUGUCAAACGUUGCAGUAUUCGAUCUCCCAUCAAUGAUUUCUGUUUGUAUUGGAUAUUCUACAAUAUAUCUUAUAUGAAUUCGAUAGUGCAAUGUCUGAUAUAUCAUACACAUUCGGAUUGGAGGGCUAUACACUAUACGUCUCACUGAACAUUGUAUUUACUUGAUUGUUAUAUAUAAGAUUUGUCUAUGCAUGUAAUGCUUUUUCUAUCAUUAAUUAUUAUGCCGAUGUUUGUUUUUCAUAUUUGACACAAAUAAAAUCACCACUUUGUUAAAAUUGACUUAAAUUUGAAAAAGAAGUAAAAUCGACGUAGACGACGACCUUUAGGUCUGC
Messenger RNA from Magallana angulata, 1190 nucleotides. RefSeq lists its product as uncharacterized. The coding region runs from base 284 to 775 and encodes 163 amino acids. NCBI's taxonomy places the organism in Eukaryota, Metazoa, Mollusca, Bivalvia, Ostreida, Ostreidae. Gene Ontology annotation, biological process: superoxide anion generation. Gene Ontology annotation, molecular function: phosphatidylinositol binding; superoxide-generating NADPH oxidase activator activity. The record is from RefSeq and is a predicted model, not a curated record. The transcript has 3 exons.